This is a messenger RNA of Zootermopsis nevadensis, 4537 nucleotides long. RefSeq lists its product as uncharacterized. The record is from RefSeq and is a predicted model, not a curated record. Lineage: Eukaryota; Metazoa; Arthropoda; Insecta; Blattodea; Termopsidae.
AAAUAUGUCAAAGAAGUUCCCAUUGUCCAAACAAAAACACAGGUCAAAACUAAAGCUGAAACAUCUUAAGAAUAGACAUUUGGAUGAGCCUGUUGAAGAAAGUGAUACACCUGUCAUGAGAAUACAUAGUCAAGUUCAUAGCAACCAGUCUGAAGCAGUUCAGGAUAUGCAAGAUUGUCGAGUUGGAUCCUACAAUGCACAGAUAUCAACUGUACUUCAGAGUAACAUUCAACAGAAGACAAGGGCUGUCACAGAGGAAAACGUACUUGAGCAAUCAUCAUGCAAAGAAUUGUUUAGCACUUUAUCAGAUAUUUAUUCUGAUGCAGAACAGCAGAGUCACAGAACUGCAGCAGAGAUACAGACUAUCCAGCCAAAGAAGGCUCGUGGCAGUGUGUUAAAUGAGCACAAGAGAAAGGCCUCAGUUGGCUGUGCUGGCCAGGUUGAAAGCAAAUGUAAAGAUUGCCCAAGUUUAGAGAGACGAAAAUCCAAGAGGACAAGAACAGAUUUUGUAAACAAAGUAAGUGAUGAUUCAGUGAUUGACAAGGAUUCUGAAGCAACAUCCAACAUUUUGUUGCAUUAUGUAUCAGAAUCAAGUCCUGAGAAAUAUAUUACAAGAACAUGUGAUACUGCCACAGCUAUUUCCUUACCAUUGACAGAACAGGCAAGUUCAGAUCAAGAAUUGAAAUGUUCUACAGCAAAUGAAAAUCACUCAUUGCUGAAUGUGAGAGUAAAUGCUCAUGAAACAAGACAGGGAGUUGGUAAAACUGAUCCUUCUCGGGGUACUGGUCCAGUAAGAAAACUUAGCAAGUUGGCAAAGUUUAGGCGAAAUAUCAUCAAAUCUAAAAUGCCAUCAAAGAUAGCUUCUGAAUUACCAGAAAAAUGUUUAAGAAUCAGAAAGAUGCUUACACCAGCAUCCAAAACCUGUAUUGCACAUUCAAAAUCCAUUAGGCCAGGAGUAAGGAGUCCAUCAGGAGUGGGAAUAGAAGGUAACGUGUCAAAGUCUCGUACCAAUGUCAGUUACCUGUCAUCUAUUCCACAAGAUCAUAGCUCAUCAGUGGGAAAUGGGUUUGUUAAUCUUAAUACGUGUAAUAACUCGGUUAAUCUCCAUUUGACUUGUAACUCAGGUACUGAUCAGAUAUUUUCCAGUACUGAUAUAGUCAAAGAAACAUGUUCAACAGAAGAGAUACACACUGAAAGUAAUCAUGCAGAAAUUGCAGACUGUUCUCAGGACAGAAUUCCUAAGAGCGAUAUUAUUACAGAAACUGCAAGCCCUUUAUCUAAAGUUGAUCAUGCUUCUGAAAUUCACUCUGAUUCUAGUUUACCGGAUAAAAUUCUCGAGACUGUUACAGUACCAGCAGUUCCAGUCUGUCAUAAAGAAAGUGUACCUGAAGCAAAUCAGACCGCUGAAGGCAUGGGGCAUGUGACUUUACCACACACAUGCCUUGACGCAGAUUACACGUCUGAGAAUGUAACAAAAGUCCGCUCACCAGAUAAGACUCGUGAGGCAGUAGCAGACUUUACAGACUUUGAGUCACCUGCCACAAUUUUCAAGAUGGAUGAGAUGAAGAAUGAAAUAUUUCCUAGAAUUUGUCAGGAAUUGGUACUCUGUCCAGUUUCACCUAUCAAAGACCCUGUUGUUGGUGAGCUUAAACUAAAGUCAGAGAUGGUUGAAUCAUCUGCAACAGCUUCAGAUAAAAAACAGAUUGCUGAACUGCCAGUGAAUGGAUCAAGCAUUAAAUCACCAAAGAGACUGACAAGAAGUUCCUUGCAUCAGAAAACAGGCAGUGAGAUAACUGCGGAGAAAUGUGCAGUAAACACAAGCACAGAUUUGAAAGUGUUUCCAGGCUGUGUUCUCAGAUGGGUUUUGAAAUAUUAUGAAGUUGAAUGCAAAGAGAAACAUCCAAAGAAAUCUAAAUUCAUGACGGAUAAACUUAAGACUAAAGAAGUUAUGAAGCAACAAGAGAAGGUAAUAUUUAAAAAGGAGCUACAGGAACUGUUUUCAUCCAACUUCAGUAGUGGAAAGUUUCAACAGGUUCUGCAGAAAUUUGCUGGCUUGAACUCUGAGACUACACCACUGGUCUUAGCAAAGAUCAUAGUAAAAUUUGUGAGUGAUGACAUUAAUGCCCAGCCAAAUCACACCAAGAGCAACAGCGCCCCUCCACUGACCCAAACGCAGCAGCGCCUGGUGACACUGGUAUAUACAUUGCAGUCACAGCACCAACAGUAUAAGGAUCUGUUGGAAACUAUUCUGUUGGGCAUAGAGUACAGGCUGUUUAGGCUUGGACAUGUACCAAAUGUUAUACGAUCAUGUUCUCUGGCCAGGUUUCAUGCAGCGCUUUGUCUCAUACGGCAAGACAGGCAGCGUGUACAGGCAUUUUGCUAUGAUUCGAUGUACUGCCUGUACUACAAAGCAUUUCCUCUGCUGUUCACUGUAUACACUACAUAUCCAGAUGCUCUGCCACAUGCUAGUGUGGGAAAAGACAGCAUGUUGAUGAUGACCAUGACCAAUCUCAUUCUAAUGCAAUCAACAGACAAGACCCAAACAGAGUACAGAAUCGAAGCUUUCAAAAAACUUCUACAGACACGCUAUGGUUACAGUCAGAGGGUCCUGACGACUGAACAGCUGUUUCAGGUGCUUGUAGACCGGUUAAGGAGCUCAGGUGGUCAUGUAGAAGGGCUGGAAGCAUCGCUUAUUUUGGUGGCUAAACGUAUAGGCUGGGACAGAAGUUACAAACAACUGCUGUGUCGUAACCUCGUCCCACUAAUAGAUGAGUGGAGAGCAGGUGCAGUGAAUGAUCUCACAAUUCGUGAAGUGAUCAUUGUGAUGGGUUAUAUUACGAGGUGCUUCCCAGUUAUGGAGGCAAAAGCUUGCGUGCAAGCAGUAUUGAACCUCUUGGGCAGCGUAUUACUUGAACAAAAUGUCUCAAUGGAAGUGCAAGAAGCAGCAGCCUUCAGUCUGCUCCGACUGUCAAGGCAUAACUUCUGUUAUGUCAGUGACGUGCUGGCAAAGUGGCAACCAAGCAGGAGCAAUGUAUUGGGCACUCUUCUGGAGGAAAUGCUUUUGUUUUUUGAGACCAGAAAUGUCAAGUGGUGGCACAACUUCCUGAAGAGGAAACGGGUGUGCUUUUAACAGAGAACAUGAAUGGUCUUGCAUCAUCAAAAAUUAGGUUAUAUAUUGUGGUUUGUUUAAUAAAUUAUUGGAUUUUUAUGUUUGCUAAGAACAAAUGAACUCCUCAAAAUGAAAGUAGUGUAAGUCAGACUUUCCUUGGAUCAAGAAGUAAGGCUUUGGAUUUGCGUCUGUAAUAAAUUUUGGCUCAGUAUAAAAGUAUGGCACUUAAAUAAAUGUUGUCAGAAAAAUUAAAAUUGCAAUUAUAUUUGCUGGUAUUUGUCAUAUUCUUACUGUAUGAUGUUUUUAUGUCCUCUUUAGACUUAUACCACUUUAUGCUGGAACACAGUCUGAACAAAUCAGAAGACUUGUAUCAUUGAACACUAAAAUGUUAUUGAAAGGAGUCAGAUUCUCACGAAAUAACUUUGAAAAACUGUCACCACUUCACAGAAUAACAAUAAUCUGUUACAAAAAUACUCCAACUCAUAGGGUGACAAAGGUUGACUUCAUUUGUCUGUCCCACUGAUUUUGAAGUACUGUAAAUGAAUUAUGUAAGGACAGAAAGAAUGGAAAAAGGUCAAGCAUGUCUUUAUUUUUAGACAUGUUUGCAGAAUUGUGUAGAAUCAUUACAUUUGUUUAUCUGUUUGUCUGUACUUUCAUAAGCAUCAAGUGAUUAAACUAAUUCUUAGUAAGUCUUGUGAAAAAUUGUUUCUUAGAUGUUACAUUUUCCAACCCAUACUAAAAAGCUACACCUCAUGAGCAGCAUGUGUUGAGAAAUUUUUCUUUAAGUGUUGAUGUUGCAUGCAAAUGCAAUAUAGAACCCGUUAUCUGGUGCUUCAGAAUCCAGUUAUAAUGUAUUUGAAAGUGAAGUCAUCACUAAUUAUUUUAAAUUAGUGUGCUUAGUCUCUCUCUAAUUUAUUCUAUUUUGAUGAUGCGAUCAAAUCCACAUUGGUGGCACUUUAUCCAUGAUUUGCCCAAAAGUAUGUAAAAGAAUUUGGCAGGAAGCCCUGUAGUUGUCAGAAUAGUAACAGACACAUUGUGUCAACACUCCUGGACAUCAUCAGUAUUAUUAGUAUAUUUAUUGUUAUUUUUCAUCUCAGGAUCACUGUUACUCUUUCUAAUUCAUGAGCUGAUUGAGAAAGUACAAAGUUAUCUUUACUUUGUACUAGAAUAAGAUGCUAAUUAAUUUUUGUUUGUUAACACAGUGAUUUUCAUAUUUGGAGAUUUUUAGUAAUGACUCAGGUGUCAUUAUGUAUGCUGUGAGAUCUUCUGAUCUCAUGAACCUCCUUGUACAUAAGUGCUAGUAUAUUGUAAAUAAAUUCACAUCUUUUGUAGUUUAUAAGUGAAGGUCUGGAAUGUACAGAGAAAAGAAAGUACUUGAAAUACAGGUGGAAUAUUGUGUCUGAUACAAUAAAUGUGGUUCUAAAUUGA